AGACUGAAGAAGAAGAUGCUGUGGGUAGACAAGUACCGACCCAAAACCCUAGACCAGGCAACUGUCCACCAAGACAUCGCCCAAAACCUCAAGAAACUCGUUGCAGAGCAGGAUUGCUUCCAUUUGCUUUUUUAUGGCCCUUCCGGCUCCGGCAAGAAAACCCUCAUCAUCGCCCUCCUCCGUCAGGUUUUCGGUCCCAGCGCCGAUAAGGUGAAGGUGGAAAAUAGGACAUGGAGAGUUGAUACAAUGUCAAGCACAAACCAUAUUGAACUGACUACAAUGUCAAGCACAAACCAUAUUGAACUGAACCCCAGUGAUGCAGGCUUUCAGGACAGAUAUAUUGUCCAAGAGAUAAUUAAAGAAAUGGCUAAAAAUAGGCCCAUUGACACAAAAGGGAAAAAAGGAUACAAAAUCUUAGUGCUGAAUGAAGUUGACAAGCUUUCAAGAGAAGCGCAGCAUUCUCUUCGAAGAACUAAGGAGAAAUAUAGUGCUUAUUGCCGGCUAAUACUAUGCUGUAACAGUUCUUCAAAGGUUACUGAAGCAAUCCGGUCUCGGUGUCUAAAUGAGCGAAUAAAUGCGCCAGCAGAAGACCAGAUUGUUAAGGUAUUGGAGUUCAUUGGAAAGAAGGAAGCGAUGCAACUUCCUUCUGGAUUCGCUGCUCGUAUAGCUGAAAAAUCAAAUAGGAGCUUAAGUAGAGCUAUAUUGUCAUUAGGAACUUGUCGUGUUCAACAGUAUCCCUUAACAAGUAACCAAGCAAUACCCCCAUUGGACUGGGAGGAAUAUGUUUCUGAAAUCGCCUCUGAUAUAAUGAAGGAGCAGAGCCCAAAAAGGCUUUAUCAGGUGCGGCAGAAGCUGUAUGAGCUACUUCUAAAUUGUAUUCCUCUAGAGAUCAUCUUGAAGAGGCUGCUUUAUGAGUUAUUGAAGAAAUUGGAUGCAGAACUGAAGCAUGAGGUCUGCCAUUGGGCUGUGUAUUACGAACACAGGAUGCGUCUUGGGCAGAAAGCUAUAUUUCACCUUGAAGCAUUCAUGGCGAAGUUCAUGAGCAUCUAUAAGGCUUUCCUCGUUGAAGCGUUUGGCUGAACACUGCACUAGCAUGGUUUCCCAUCGACCUGAAAUGUAUUUGUUCAACUUGAUGGCAAUGAAUUGUGCACACAGUACGGUGGUUAUCGUGUCAGUUGAUGUUAUGGAUGACGUGCAUUGCCAGCAUCGUUGGCAGCCGAGGAUGGUAUGGCUCAAUCCCAUCCCCUUACGGUGGUCUUCUUCGUUUGCUGGGGGAUCUCGAAAACCAGAUGUCAAUGUGUUUUUUAACACAAAUCCCCGUCUCCAUUCACUACGGCAAGGAAGGCCAACGUUGCUGCUUGGGAGUUUCUUGCCUCUACGCCCACUCCCGGUUUGGGACCUUCUCGUUGACCAACAAGUGUUACAAUUUGGGCCCCUUGUGCUUCUUUUGUGAAAGUAAAUUUUGAUGGAUCUCUCUCGUUGCCCAACCGGGAGAUGGGAGUGGCUGUCGGAAUCCGUGAUCAUAUGGGUACCGUUGUGGGUGGGCAUGGCACCCGCGGGAUGGUUGCUUCCCCUCUGGGAAGUGGAGGCUCGUGCUGCGGCUUUGGCAGUAUCAACGGCAAUUUCAAAAAAGUAUACCAAGGAAUCUCUCUCAUCGUUUCCAGUCCUGCAAGUGGACCUCGAUCCCCCGCCAAGCGAAUUCCGUGGCCGACUGAGUUGCAUCGCAUUUUAAAAUAGGAAUGUGCCUGGAAGUCUGGGUGACCAGACCCCUAUCCACUCUAGUUUAUAUCCUAUCAUUAGAUGGUCUGCCAUGUCCACAUUAGGUGUUUAUAAUGGUUAUAGGCAGGGGAUCCCCUUAGUUCUGUGUUUGUUUUCCUUGGUCCCCUUCCCCUAUAAUCAUUACGUUUUACUCAGGGCCGGCCCAGGCCCAGUGCCGGCUGGCGAUUGUUAGGGGCUCAAAAAAAUUGGGGCACCAAAAUUAUUAUGGUGGUAUGCUCAUAUAUAUUUUCAUAAAAGGAUAAAUAUUUAAAAUUUGGAAAAUUAACAAAGAAAUUUAACUAGAAUUAACGGUUUUUGUUGUUUGAAAUUAAUGAGAGGUCAUGGGUUCAAAACAUCAUGAGUGUUUAUUUACUUUACAAAUUUCUUUUGAGAAAUUUUAUUUGAACUCAUCUAACAUUUUUUUACACCUAACUUACUCUUUACACCCACAUAAUUUUUUAUUAAAUUAUCAAUAUCUCUUUAAACCCAAAUUUACUACCUAAACUAUCCUCACAAACCCAAUUCAAUAUGUAAAUUUAUCUUAACACCAAUUUGAAAAAUAAAAAACCAAAAUCAAAACAUUCUCUCCUUCCAACAAUUGCUUUCGAUGGAGUCUCUGUCACCCUCUAUAGUGUUGCCCUCGAUAAAUCUUAGGUUGCUUUGCAUGACCAUGUCAAACAAGAUGUCCCCUCUAAACUACCCUCUUGCAUUUAUUGUGGCUUCUCCAACUUACUUGGUAGUGUGUGCAUAUAUUUGAGUUAAGAGUUCAUCAUGUUUGUACAGAAAAGCCUCAUUGAGUUUGAGUUUUAUCCAACUGUUGUAACGUACUUGGUAGGCUGCAAAAACAACACUAAUGAACUUAAAGAUUUUUUUAAUAUCUUUUUUAUUUAUUAGUCUGCAUGGAUUUUAUAAGAGUUAUAUGUAGACCACAUUCAGAUUCGGAAGAUUGAUGUAUGUAUAACAUUAAUUUGCAUAAUUCUUACCGGUGAAGAAAAUUACGGUUCAAGAGAAACUUGAAAGAUUAGCAAGACGAAGAAACACGAACUAUUGUGAUGUCAAAGAAAGAAGUAUUAAAAAAUGAUGAAACAAGUACACGAAUGUAAAUUGAAGAACCACAUUUUCUUAUAACAUUAUGAGUUUGUGAACACCACAUUAAGUUCAACCAAAAA
Messenger RNA from Pyrus x bretschneideri (Chinese white pear), 2927 nucleotides. RefSeq names its product replication factor C subunit 3-like. The record is from RefSeq and is a predicted model, not a curated record. Gene Ontology annotation, cellular component: nucleus; DNA replication factor C complex. Gene Ontology annotation, molecular function: DNA clamp loader activity; DNA binding; ATP hydrolysis activity. The transcript has 13 exons. Lineage: Eukaryota; Viridiplantae; Streptophyta; Magnoliopsida; Rosales; Rosaceae. Gene Ontology annotation, biological process: DNA repair; DNA-templated DNA replication. Bases 16 to 1080 code for a protein of 354 amino acids.